GGGGCCCGCUCGGGGCGCGAGGUGGGCGCGGAGACCCCGCCCGUCCCGCUGCCGCCGCCAUGAAGCUCCGCGUACGGCUGCAGAAGCGAACGGCGGCCCUGGAGGUGCAGGGGGUGGAGCCAACGCUGGGGGAGCUGCGCGCGCAGCUGCGCCUGGCCCUGCUGCCCGCCUGGGGGUACAGUUCUGAUACCACGUUUUCAAUAACACUGAACAGAAAAGAUGCUCUCACAGAGGAUCAGAAGACCUUAGCUUCAUAUGGGAUUGUUUCUGGUGAUUUGAUAUGCUUAUUACUAGAAGAGCCAGAUGGACAGCCCAGCCUACCUCUUCCUCCUGCUGCUCCUGCCCCACUUCAGAAUGGUCAUGAGCCGUCCAACAGUCAGGCCAACAGUGCAAGAGAAGGGCAGGUGGAAGUUCAAGAGAGUGGUGAGAGGGCAGGAUCCAGCCAAGAAUUUCCUUCUAGAUUAGUCCCAGAAGAUCCUGACCUGGAAGAAAGUACAGGUUCCUAUCCCUCAGAACCCAUGCUGUGCAGUGAGGCUGCUGAUGGUGAAACACCCCAUUCCUUAGAGGUGCUCUACCUUUCUGCUGAGUGUACCAGUGCCACUGAUGCCUUGAUCGUUCUGGUUCAUCUUCUCAUGAUGGAGACAGGCUAUGUACCUCAGGGGAUAGAAGCCAAGGCAGUCUCCAUGCCAGAGAAAUGGAGAGGGAAUGGUGUUUAUAAGCUACAGUACACACAUCCCCUUUGUGGAGAAGGUUCUGCUGGUUUGACUUGUGUGCCUCUGGGAGAUCUUAUUGCUAUUAAUGCAACAUUAAAAAUCAACGAAGAGAUUAGAAGUAUUAAGAGAAUCCAGCUAUUGCCAUCAUCCUUUGUUUGCUUUCAGGACCCAGAGAAGGUUGCAGGUGUUUACAAAGACCUUCAGAAAUUGUCCCGUCUCUUUAAAGACCAGCUGGUUUACUCUCUCCUAGCUGCUGCCCGACAAGCUUUGAACUUGCCAGAUGUGUUUGGGUUAGUGGUCCUUCCUCUUGAGCUCAAGCUUCGGAUUUUCAGACUCCUGGAUGUCCGUUCCCUGAUCUCUCUCUCAGCUGUUUGCCGUGAUCUCUACACAGCUUCCAAUGACCAGCUUCUGUGGAGGUUUAUGUACCUGCGGGAUUUCCGAGAUCCUAUUGCAAGACCUCGUGACACGGAUUGGAAAGAACUAUACAAGAAAAAGUUGAAACAGAAGAAGGAAGCCCUGAGAUGGAGGCACAUGAUGCUUCUGCCCCCUAUACCUCAUCCAAUCCCCUUUCAUCCCAACCCAUUCUAUCCUAAUCCCUUUCCACCGAACCCAUUCCCAUCAAAUCCAAUCUAUCCCCCAAUGAUCAUUGGGGGAGAAUAUGAUGAGAGACCAACACUUCCAUAUGUUGGAGACCCAAUUAACUCACUCAUUCCUGGCCAGGGAGAAGCACCAGGCCAGUUUCCUCCAUUCAGACCACAUUUUGACCCCAUUGGCUCCCUACCUGGAGCAAACCCCACGCUUCCAGGACGAGUUGGUCCCAGUGACAGGUUUCCACCUCGACCCAGCCGGGGCCGCCCCAUGGACAUUCGCCGUGCAUUCAUUUGAUUGCUGCUUUUUCCUGCAGGGAGUUCUGUAGUUGCUGAGCUUGCUUUCUAACUGUAGGAGAUUGCAGAUCCCAGGCACUAACAUCUGCCUUCAGAUUGUGUCAAGAACAUGUGUGCAUGGUGAUGUCCCAACUGCAGAGGCUGGGUUUGUUUUGUGCUCUGGUAGUGCUGUAUCAUCUGGCACUUAAGGUCUGUUCCUCUAAGAGCUACGACUUAGAGCAGUUUGUUCUGCUGCCCCCUCCUUGCCCUUGAUCGUCUGUGAAGUGCUACUUAGAGACCAGAAUAACAGCCAAAUCCUUACUGCAUCAGAUAAAGAGCACUUUAAAUACAAACCCUCUACUUGUCUGUUUUAUUUGAAGAGUUUUACUGCAUUGCCAGGAUGAAAGGUUUUGUUUAAAAUCUACUCAGCUAAUUAAUAAUCAUUAUUAACAAAAAAGUUACCACAUAGAACAGGAUACUGCCGCUGUUAUGGUGGAUGUGUGUUCAUGGAAAUUUUUAAAGGUGUUGUUUCCUUUUUCCUUUAAUGUUUUAUUAGGUAAAAAGCGUUUUUGUAUUGUUACUUAAUGCACAAAGAAUACAGCAAAGGAUUUUCUUUACAAUGGAAAUAUUAGAACACAAAUAAAUUCAUUUUACAAACAAUUGAGUAAAGUCAUGCCACAGUGCAACUCAGAAGUUUAAGCAGAAGCAGAGCAAUUUUACAAAGAAUCAGCAGCAAAACUUUUGACUUUGUCCUUGACUUUACAAAUAAGGAUCUGUAGUACACGACUGCAUUUACUGUGUUUGAACUAAAAGUGGUGUGAAAAUGCAUCUGUUCUUCCUAUCUGACAUACUUAAAGAAUUAAAUAGGCUGAACCUGGUUACAGUGGGGAUGGGAUCACAACAACAUAAGAAGCAGAAUGUGUUCUGACUUUAGUAAAUUCCAUUUAGUUCCAUUACUUAAGUAUCAGAUGAUAACUUGCCAAAAAGAAAUGUGUCGUAGCAUGUUAUGAGCACCUUUCAAGUGUUGUCUUAUUAACUAAUGAGCAGCUAACAAGACCACUGUUAAAGUUUCCUGAUGCUGGAAAAGUUUCCUGCAAAGUUUCCUGCAAACUGAUGCUGGAGCUCAAUUAAAGGAAGACUGGAAUGACUGAACUUUGCUAGAACUUUUAAUUUCUUAUGUAUUUUUUAAGAUGAUUGAUCUCAGUGUUUCUAUAAAUGUGAAUGGUACUAAUGCCAUUAGUACUAAUGGUACUAAUGGCAUCAGUGACAACUGAUAUUAUUUUCUAAAACUUUUUUGAAAUUCCAGCUGUGGAAAUGGAAUGACAUUUCCUGUUAAAUACAAGCUAUUUAAUCAGUAAUUCUUAUGUGCUUUUUCUGGUGAGAUUUCAGUGGUUCAUCCUCUCGUUUUGUAUAAAAUCAGCUGACAUUAGUAAGGUCAGGGAGUUUUGCCAGUGGAAGUAAAAUGUAAUACUUUAUUUUGCUGUCAAAA
Messenger RNA from Melospiza georgiana, 3065 nucleotides. RefSeq names its product F-box protein 7 (gene FBXO7). The transcript has 9 exons. Gene Ontology annotation, biological process: positive regulation of autophagy of mitochondrion; autophagy of mitochondrion. The record is from RefSeq and is a predicted model, not a curated record. NCBI's taxonomy places the organism in Eukaryota, Metazoa, Chordata, Aves, Passeriformes, Passerellidae. Gene Ontology annotation, molecular function: protein kinase binding. Bases 60 to 1598 code for a protein of 512 amino acids.